Trichomycterus rosablanca is the source of this 1704-nucleotide messenger RNA. It is a transcript of the gene znhit2, whose product is annotated as zinc finger, HIT-type containing 2. The coding region runs from base 73 to 1626 and encodes 517 amino acids. The record is from RefSeq and is a predicted model, not a curated record. The transcript has 2 exons. NCBI's taxonomy places the organism in Eukaryota, Metazoa, Chordata, Actinopteri, Siluriformes, Trichomycteridae.
GUGUGACGUCAUCACUCGGCGACUGGCUGUGAGUUCUGCGAAGUUAAAUCAGCGUUUAUUGAGUAAACACUGAUGAUGCAGUUCGGGUUCAGACGGAACCUUCCAGCCUGUUUCCACUCGUUUCUCACCAACAUCUGGACUGAAGAGCCUCUCAGUGAUCCUCACACAGAUGUGAAACCCGAAGAGCGUACUAAAGACGGGAUUUCACUUCCUGUGAACGCCGUGUGUGAUCUAACUCCGGCCGGAGACGAUGAGCACCGAGGAUCUUCCUCCUCCUCGCCGCGCCCGUGUGGACUGUGUGUGGUGCAGCCGGCGCGGUACACCUGUCCCAGGUGUAAUGUUCCGUACUGCUCACUGAGCUGUUACCGUGGUGAUGCCCAUACAUCCUGUUCGGAGGACUUUUACAGGGAGUGUGUAAGUCAGGAGCUGAAACUCCGGGGAGGAUCAGACCAGGAGGUGCAGAGGAACAUGAGGGAGAUUCUACUCAGGCUGAGGAGCGACCAUGGAACGGCGAGGGAACUGACAGAAGAGGAGAGACUGGGCACAGAGAAGCUAACGCUGCUGUCCAGACUGGCACAGAUUCAGGAGACUGGACUGGAGGGGCAUGAAGAUGAAGUGGAGAAGAUUCUGCACCAGCUCGGACAGAUCGGUAACGAGGGUGAGGACACGGAGGAGGACGAGGAGGAUUUAGCAACAAGACUGUCGGGAGUAAAUAUUGAUGCUCUAACGGGAGACGAGCUGUGGAAGCUUCUGCCUGAAAAGGAAAAGCAGAAGUUCCAGAGGCUGCUGAAGGGGGGAGAGAUCGGAGCAGUUGUGCCAGUCUGGCGUCCCUGGUGGGAGGAACACGAGCAAGAUGCUUCAGCAUUAAUCGAGGAGAUCCAGUCGAAUGAGCAGGAGGAAACAAGCUCAGAAGAUGCAAACGAAGACAAUCAGAGAGCAACACAGGACGUUAAAAAAACAUCCAGUAAAAGAAAAUCAAGCCGCCCUCCCCAGAUCAGUGCCGGAAUCCCGCCUCUGUCCUCUCUCUGCACCACGCCCUCUCCUGCAGUGAAGUUCAGCCUGGUGAACGCCCUGUACGGGUACACCUUCUGCCUUCACCUGUUUAACGGCGACGUCUCAGAGCCGCAGCAGCAGGCCGAGUUCUCUCGGCUGCUUCUCUCAGUGUCCGAGUGUUUGGGACGCGGCCGAAACUUCCACUCGUUCUCCGAGGCUCUGUGCUCGGCCACGGCGGCCGUGACCGCCGGACGAUACGAUUCCGACUCCGCGCUCGGCGCCCUUCGAUCUGUGGCUCACAUCCUGACCGGGCGGAGUCGCUCGGACCCCGCAGGUUACGCCCUCUCGGCCCUCAGCCACCUGAGCUCCGUGUUCAGCGGGGUCCGAGCCAACACGUCGAAACAGGACGGCGAGUUCAGACGGGCGUGUUUCCUGGCGGGGAGGAAGUGCACGUUUUUACAGGCCUGGGUGACGGAGAGCGGAGAGGAGCUGAGGAGGUUAGCGAGAGAGGCGUGGAGGGAGAGUGGACGAGCGAGAGAGGAGAGAGAGAGGAUGGAGAGAGAGAAGGAAGGACUGAAGGACGAGUGGAGGAAGAAACGAACAGAGAGAAAACUUAUCCAGGAGAUUCAAUAAAUAAUAAUAAAUAUAAAACAUUUAAAGUUCUGAGAUUUUUUAUUUAUAUUCAAUAAACACAAAAAUAUUUCCCCCUCA